CCAGGUUCCCUCCAGGCUCCACGCGAGACAGGCAUUACAGAAGCAGAGUCAGUGACUAAAACGGAAUAAAGAUGAAUCGAUUCAACCGAGCUGCCAUGAUGCACCCCAUGGUGAACUCCGGCAUGGGAAUGUCUCCCUUCUGGAAGGUGACUGUGUUCGAGCAGGAGCAUUUCCAGGGCAAGUGUCAGGAGUUCACUUCCGAGUGCUGCAACAUCCAGCAGUGCGGCUUCGAUAACAUCCGCUCUAUUCGCGUGGAGAGUGGCUCCUGGGUGGGUUAUGAGCACCACGACUUCCAGGGACAGCAGUUUGUUCUGGAGAGAGGAGAGUACCCCCACUGGGACUCUUACUGUGGAAACCUGGCCUAUCACGUGGAGAGAUUCAUGUCCUUCAGGCCCAUCUACUGUGCUGCUCACCAGAGCAGUCGUAUGAUUAUCUUCGAGAGGGAGAACUUCCUGGGCCGCAGCGCUGAGCUGUGUGAUGACUACCCCUCUCUGCAGGCUAUGGGCUGGUGCAGUAUGGAAGUGGGCUCCAUGCAUGUGCAGUGUGGCGCUUUUGUGUGUUAUGAGUUCCCAGGCUACAGGGGCAGGCAGUACAUCAUGGAGUGUGAAAGGCACAGUGGAGACUAUCAGCACUGGAGAAACUGGGGCUCCCACAGUCAGACUCCUCAGAUCCAGUCCAUCCGUAGGAUCCAGCACUAACAGGGCAGCCUCUACAAGAGACACACCACUGACCGCCCAGCCGCCCGGCACACACACCUCACACACUCUCACACACAUGCUGUUUUUCCUCACCAGUGUCUUUUUAUCGGCAGCAACACCAUCACUACUCACACAACCACACGCCGUUACAGCCAUCCUGUCCCACACACGGGUGUCAAUCACAGUUUCUUGUCAGGUGCUAAGCCACACCCCCUGAGAUGCUCCAUCCAAACUUCACAAGACCACGCCCUCACAAGGUGAUCGAUCGGUCAAGAGCAGCUCAGGUGUGUGUGCAGGAGAGAGAGAGAAAGUAUCAUGAAGCA
Molecule: messenger RNA, 1021 nt
Organism: Astyanax mexicanus (Mexican tetra)
Lineage: Eukaryota; Metazoa; Chordata; Actinopteri; Characiformes; Acestrorhamphidae
Gene: cryba1l1
Product: crystallin, beta A1, like 1
Biological process (GO): lens development in camera-type eye; visual perception
Molecular function (GO): structural constituent of eye lens
Source: RefSeq, marked validated